GUGUUAACCAAUUGAGAGAGAAAAAUGAUGGUUGAUGAAAAUGUGGAAACCAAGGCCUCUACUUUAGUGGCAAGUGUUGAUCAUGAUCAUCAUGGGUUUGGAUCCGGGUCGGGUCAUGAUCAUCAUGGGUUAUCGGCGUCUGUGCCUCUUCUUGGUGUUAACUGGAAGAAGAGAAGGAUGCCAAGACAGAGACGAUCUUCUUCUUCCUUUAACCUUCUCUCUUUUCCUCCUCCUAUGCCUCCUAUUUCCCACGUGCAAACUCCUCUCCCCGCACGUAAAAUUGACCCAACAAAGCUAAGAUUCCUCUUCCAAAAGGAACUCAAGAACAGUGACGUCAGCUCCCUCCGUCGUAUGAUACUCCCCAAGAAAGCGGCAGAGGCUCACUUGCCGGCACUGGAAUGCAAGGAAGGGAUUCCUAUAAGAAUGGAAGAUUUGAAUGGUCUUCACGUUUGGACCUUCAAGUAUAGGUACUGGCCAAACAACAAUAGCAGAAUGUACGUGCUAGAAAACACAGGCGAUUUUGUGAACGCUCAUGGUCUGCAGCUAGGUGACUUCAUCAUGGUUUACCAAGAUCUCUACUCAAACAAUUACGUUAUACAAGCAAGAAAGGCAUCAGAAGAAGAAGGAGACGAAACCAAUGUCGAAGAAGACGACGUUUACACAAACUUAACAAGGAUCGAAAACACUGUGGUUAACGAUCUUCUCCUCCAAGAUUUUAAUCAUCACAACACCAACACCAACACCACCACCACCACCACCAACAACAACAACAACAAAUGUUCUUACUAUUAUCCCAUCAUCGAUGAUGUCACCACAACCACCGGUUCUUUUGUCUACGACACGACAGCGUUGACCUCCAACGACACUCCUCUCGAUUUUUUGGGUGGACAUACGACGACUAGUAAUAAUUAUUACUCCAAGUUUGGAACAUUCGAUGGUUUGGGCUCCGUUGAGAAUAUAUCUCUCGAUGACUUCUACUAGAUGAUCAAUCGAUGGGCUCAUGAUGAUUCAUAUUGGUGAUCAGCUAUUUUAUUACCUUAUAAUAGAUAUAUAAGAAUUAAAUGCAUUAUGCAUAUUAUCAAGUGUUCAGUAUUACAUUACAGUUUAUAUGAAAAUUAUAGCUAGAUGGGAGUCAUGAAGGUGUGUUGUGUUGUUUGAUGAAUAAAUGUUAUUUAGUGUU
This is a messenger RNA of Arabidopsis arenosa, 1180 nucleotides long. NCBI's taxonomy places the organism in Eukaryota, Viridiplantae, Streptophyta, Magnoliopsida, Brassicales, Brassicaceae. The record is from the annotation of a GenBank genome assembly.